AGGUCCCUCCUACUCUCGCUGCUCCGUCGUGCAGAGGAGGGGCUGAGGACGAGGAAGCCGAAGCAGGAAGGAAGGCAGGCGUAAGGCUCGGGAGGGCAGGCUGUGAAUGCUAACAAGCCCCGUUUCGGUGGCUCCGAUGGUCGGCUGCUUUCACUAAACAUCUUCCAAUGAAGAGAACCGGGCCGCGCAGUUAGACAGCGACUAUGCGCCAGCGCCGCUGUCACCCAACGCGCACGCAGCUGCCUCACUCUUCGGCACGUUUGAUCCAGCAUUGAGAAAAAUUAGCGUCGUUUUCCUCCGAGUGAAAUGCGUCCUUACUGCUUGGGACUUGUAUUGUGACAAUGGAGAUUGAAAAUAUCGUCGCCAACACGGUUCUGCUGAAGGCAAGAGAAGGUGGAGGAGGGAAGAGGAACGGUCGCAGUAAGAAAUGGAAGGAGAUGCUCAAACUCCCCCACAUCAGCCAGUGUGAGGAGCUGCGCCGCACUAUCGAGCGCGACUACACCAGUCUCUGUGAGAAGCAGCCCAUUGGUCGGCUCUUAUUCCGUCAGUACUGUGACACCAGGCCGGAGCUGAAGCGUUGCAUUGAUUUCAUGGACGCUGUGGCCAUGUACCAGCUAGCGCCUGAUGAGAAGAGGAGAGACUGUGGGCUGAAUGUUUUAGACACAUACUUUAACAAUGGGUCGGCAGCCCAUCUGCCCGACAUUCCCCAGGAUGUGAUGGCCGGGUGCCGGGAGCGGCUGGAGCAGAGUCCAUGUAAGGAGCUCUUCAACGACUGCACCAAAAUAGUUCGUGAUUAUCUGAGUGGAGCUCCAUUUUCCUCCUACCAAGAGUCCAUGUACUUCUCUCGCUUUCUGCAGUGGAAAUGGUUGGAGAGGCAACCAGUAACCAAAAAUACCUUCAGACAUUACAGAGUACUAGGAAAAGGUGGAUUUGGUGAGGUUUGUGCCUGCCAAGUACGUGCCACCGGUAAGAUGUACGCCUGUAAAAAGCUGGAAAAAAAACGAGUGAAGAAGAGAAAAGGUGAAGCAAUGGCACUGAACGAAAAACGCAUUUUAGAAAAAGUUAACAGUAGUUUUGUAGUUAGUUUAGCUUAUGCCUAUGAGACCAAGGAUGCGCUGUGCCUGGUGUUAACCAUUAUGAAUGGCGGCGACUUAAAAUUUCAUAUCUACAACAUGGGCAACUCAGGCUUUGACGAACAGAGGGCCAUUUUCUAUGCUGCUGAGAUCUGCUGUGGCCUUGAGGACCUGCACCGUGAGAGGAUAGUCUACAGAGAUUUGAAACCUGAAAACAUUCUUCUGGAUGAUCGCGGACAUAUCCGGAUUUCGGACCUGGGACUUGCCGUACAAAUCCCAGAAGGAGAGACGAUACGAGGGCGAGUGGGUACAGUCGGCUACAUGGCUCCGGAGGUGAUACAGAACGAAAGCUACACGUUCAGCCCGGACUGGUGGGGGCUGGGUUGCCUCAUCUUCGAGAUGAUCCAAGGGCAGUCGCCGUUCCGUAAGCGCAAGGAGCGGGUGAAGAGGGAGGAAGUGGACAGACGAGUGCGAGAGGAUCAGGAGGAAUAUUCUGACAAAUUCUCAGAGGAGGCCAAGGACAUCUGCAGACAGCUUCUAGCAAAGGAUCCCAAGAACCGACUUGGCUGUCAAGGUCACGGGGCCACAGAGGUCAAGCAGCACCCCAUUUUCCGAAACAUCAACUUCAAACGGUUGGAGGCCAACAUGCUGGACCCGCCCUUCAGCCCUGAUCCACGAGCCGUUUACUGUAAAGACGUCCUGGAUAUUGAGCAGUUCUCCACAGUCAAAGGGGUGAACCUUGACCCCACAGAUGACGACUUCUACCACAAGUUUGUCACAGGCAGUGUCUCCAUCCCCUGGCAGAACGAGAUGAUCGAGAUGGAAUGCUUCAAAGAAAUCAAUGUCUACGAAACAGAUGGAACACUCUGCCCAGACCUGGACAUGAACCGGCCGAACCCUCCACCAAAGAGAGGCUUCUUCUACCGCCUCUUCAGAAGAGAGGUGUGUUUCAAGAGCGGCUACAGCGACGAUGAGACGGAAGAGCCCUCGCGACUUUGAACCACUCCCUCCACCUGUUUCUGCUCCCACAAACUCCAGCCGAGUGCAAAUCUUAGAAACUCAGUGAAUGUUGACCUGUAUUUAUGAGCUGUAUUAAAAGUGUAUUAUAAUUCAAGAAAAAAGUGAGUUUAAAGAUUUUGUACAUUUGUACUUGAAUUUAUGUCUAGAUGUAUAUUUUCACUAAAGGUUGUAUUGUACAAAAAGCCAUAAAAGUACCACUUGAAUGCAUACAUGACUUUUUUUUCUGUUUUUUACAUUUCUUGUCUUUUUUUUUCCUUCUUUUUGGGGGUGGGGAGGUUUUUUUUUAAGAAGCACAGUAAUUGUCUUUUUUUUAUGUAGCAUACUGCAUUUUGUCUGUUUUUGCUUUCGAUUUGGUCACUGUGACUUCGCACAUCUGUCCCAUGGUAGCCCCCUCUACAGGGUUGAUAUGAAUCAGAUGGAAAGUAAAUCCAUUCUGUCCAUUGCUGCUCCACCUGUUCUCUUUUUCUUUUUUUGUGAAAGCCUGGCCUGUAAUUGCAUCUGAAAAAGCCCCAUUAUUUUGUAUUAGUUGUACACAGCCGGUCAGUCACAUCAUGGAGGUAUAUAUAUAUAUAUAUAUAUAUAUAUAUAUAUAUAUAUAUAUAUAUAUAUAUAUAUAAUCCUGUUGUUUUAAAUGUCUGUUACAGUUUCCACUCAUGCAGGGACUCUUUCCAUUGUCCAGCAAUUCUUUCAAAAUUUAGUCUGUCAAAGUUGACACUAGUUGACAAGAGUGAAAAUGUUGGGAACGCCGCCACUUUGAAAUCAAAUUCUGCUCAACACCUUUAAAUCUCAAGAUGAGCUUAUGGAUGAGAAGAACCAGGCGCUGUGUACAAGAGCACCUGCCCACCUGUAGGACCAUUUUUUUUCACCGCCAUUGUUUUGCUUGCCUUCUAUAUGAGAUUAGGGUUGGUCCUGAUCAGUGCUUUUUUUUUCUCUGUUUCUGCGGCAGUUUAAGCUAUUUGACUUAGAGGAAGUCACUGUUUACUCCCCUCACAUGUUUUUAAUGCUGUGAAUACCCAGUCUGGACAUGUGUACAUAGUAAAGUUAGGAAUCAAGUUCUUCUUUUCUCCAAAACCUUCUCAAGUGUCUGCCUUGGUCUGUUGGGUCGUCAUGUUUGAACUUGAAUGUCACUCCGCUGAAGUUCUCUCGUAUGCAUGUGUGAGAUGGUACACAUCGUUUCCCAUCCAGCCCAGAGCUCUUCUUGCAAACAUGAUUUCCUGUUGCACAUUCCUUCGCCCAGAUCAGGAAUCGAUCAUCUUGCUUUCGCCGACUUGAUUUCUCAGUGUCUUUUUAAUUUCACUCUCAGGCACAUUUUGGAAGCGGAGUUUUCUUGCCUUUGUAGAUUUUAGUCUUUUAGCCUCAAAAUCCUUGUAAAUGAUGUUAACAUGUAACUAAGCUCAAACCCUUUGCAAAGAAGCCGUUUGUCACGCCUGUUUAUUACCCUACAGCAUCUAUCUUUUUCCUUCAUUGCACUAUGGUGUGUUUUGACAAUGACCAGAGGUAGUGUCUUCUUAACCUUUUGCCAAUGAUACCAAAAGCAACACUUAGUGAAUCAAAUGUUUAUUAGCGAGGAACGACUGACAGCCUUUAUUGUGCCAACUUCAUUUGUGACAUCACACUUUUGCUCCUUCCGUCCAUUCUCCGAUUUUAUUUAACAUUGAGGAACUUGGACUUGCAGUUUUUGAAUGUCCGCACUAAGUGCAUUGUAACACCUAAAAUGAAAUACAUAUGUCUUAUUACUCAAGCAUGUAUUGAUUUGUAAUAUUUCAGGUUCCUUGUAUAUGUAAAUGAUGACCUACUAGUGCCAACAUAUCUCACUGGUAUCUGAAGACAACUUAAUCAAUGGUGAAAUGACCAGUGGAGCGAGCCCUGUUUGAAUACUUCAUUUUUCAUUUGACUGUGUGUCAGGCGGUGACAGGAACCUGCUGUAGAGGACAAAAAAAAAAAAAGAA
This is a messenger RNA of Synchiropus splendidus (mandarinfish), 4042 nucleotides long. Its product is annotated as G protein-coupled receptor kinase 6-like. Gene Ontology annotation, biological process: protein phosphorylation; signal transduction; regulation of signal transduction. Gene Ontology annotation, molecular function: ATP binding; G protein-coupled receptor kinase activity. Gene Ontology annotation, cellular component: cytoplasm. Lineage: Eukaryota; Metazoa; Chordata; Actinopteri; Syngnathiformes; Callionymidae. The record is from RefSeq and is a predicted model, not a curated record. The transcript is spliced from 16 exons. The coding region runs from base 342 to 2072 and encodes 576 amino acids.